CUAAGAACCACCAACACCGCCUGCUCAGAGCAAAAGAUCCUCUACCAAAUUGGCGGCUGUGGAGCUCUUUUCUUUUAUCGUGACAGAAGAUAUCUCACGAUAGGGGAAUCAUUGGCUUCUAAAAGUGAUCGCUAAUAAUUGUGAUCCGAGGCUCUUCUCAUUGCCCGGCUCUAGCGCUAACUCAGGUUGUCAGGUCAGUUCCUCCAACCCCUCCUCUCAGUAAAGGUAAUCGACUUCAACAACAUCAAAUCUUGAUUCAAACACGUCGUUCUUCAAUCUGAAGCUCAGGGACUUCAACCGGCCUUGUUCAUUGGCGUGUACUGCUGCAUUUCACUCAGUACAGCAACUCCAUUACAGUACAGCAAAUCCAACAUGCGGCUGUCAAGUCUCAUCGCCCGGCACGGCUCCGUCCUUCGGCGCUGUUCCGGAGCCGGAACUCGGCCGGUCUACUCUCAUUCUCAACGCCGCCUCAUGAGCUCCUCCUUGGCUGGUGUCAAGGACUUGCUCAAGGUCUCGGACGAAAUCACAGACGCUGUUGCCACUAACAAACCCAUCGUUGCCCUUGAGUCAACUAUCUACACUCACGGAGCCCUGGGCAAUGAACUCGCCCUCCAACAUUCAAAUCUUGUCCGCAGCAAUGGAGGUAUUCCCGCCAUCAUCGCCAUUGUUGAUGGCGUUCCUACUGUUGGAGCAACAGCAUCUGAUAUCAUUCGUAUGAUUGAGAGUGGAAACGCUGUCAAGGCGUCCAGGAGAGAUAUUGCCUACCUCGCGGGAAUGGUAAGUCAACCUAGGUACUGAUGUUGGUCAUGCCUCUCAUGUGUGCAACAACGCAUUCACAGUCAACACCUUUGAUAUACAAAGGCUACAAGGCUGACUGAGAUUUGCUUCAGGGCUUGACAGGACAGAAGAUUCAUGGCGGCACCACCAUAUCAGGAACUAUGUUGCUCGCCAGGCUUGCGGGCAUUCGAGUAUUCGGCACUGGUGGUCUCGGCGGCGUCCACCGCGGAGGUCAUGACUCAAUGGAUGUUUCUGCUGAUCUCACUGAACUUGGCCGAACCCGAGUCGCUGUCAUCAGCAGCGGUUGCAAGGGCUUCCUCGAUAUUCCCAGGACACUGGAGUUCCUCGAGACCCAGGGUGCCCAUGUUUCGACCUUUUCAGACGGACGAUCUGGAAAGAUUGAUUUCCCUGCUUUUUGGGCUCGUGAUAGCGGCAUCAAGAGUCCUUCUGUUGUCCAUACCGAGAAGGAGGCUGCUGCUAUCAUUCUGGCCCAGGAGAAGCUUGGUAUUGAGUCAGGCUUGCUCUUCGCCAACCCAAUCCCGGAGGAAUUUGGCAUUCCUGCGCCUGAGAUGCAGGCUUAUAUCGAACAGGCUGUCAGGGAAGCCAAUGAGAAGGGCUUCACUGGCAGCGCUAACACUCCGUAUAUCCUGGGUAGACUCAAGGAGCUCACAGGAGAGAAGGCCGUUAUCGCCAACAAGGCGCUGGUAACGUCCAAUAUCACCCGGGCCACCAACAUCGCUGUCGAACUCUCAAAAUUGUUGUCUUCUGGUUCUGAGCCAGUCAAGACUUUCAAUUCAUACUCUGCCGCUUCAUCUGCACCUGCAUCUCCUGCUCCUACUGAGCUCAAGGGGCCAGAAGUAACGUCCGACAGUAAGGCCGAUAUCCUUGUCGCUGGUUCCGUUGCUGUUGAUCUAAGCUGUGACUAUGCCCCAAGGUCGGGUGACGCUUCACCCGUCCUCCACACCUCGAAUCCAUCUAGUAUCAGCCAGUCAAUUGGAGGCGUCGGCCAUAAUGUAGCUCUCGCUGCCCACUCUGUAAGCAAACAUGCUCGAGUACGGCUCUGUAGCAUGGUUGGUGAUGACGUUGCUGGCAAGACCAUUCUUAAUGGACUCGAAGCCUCCGGCCUUGACACUACCUACAUUCGACAAUUAGGCCAUGAAUACCACGGCUCUAAUAGAACGGCUCAGUACGUUGCUGUCAAUGAUGCAAACAAGAAUCUAGUCAUGGCUAUGGCCGAUAUGGGCAUCUUCACAAACCACUCUUUUCCCGAAUAUUGGAAGUCUGCCGUCCGGGGAACCAAGCCCAAGUGGUUGGUAGUGGAUGGUAAUUGGAGCGAGAAAGAUAUUCGAGCAUGGCUCAAGGCUGGCCAAGACCAGGACUGCAAGAUUGCCUUCGAACCAGUAUCGACAGCCAAGUCUAUGAACCUUUUCUGUCCUCAGAAAGGACACCCGAAACUUCGAGUCUUCCCCAAGCCCACAGUAGACAUCGCUUCUCCCAACAGCUACGAGCUGGCAGCCAUGUACUCUGCAGCUCGUGAUAACGGAUACUUUGAGGCCCCAGAGUGGUUCGAUAUCAUCGACGCCUUUGGCAUGCGAGGUGCCCGAGAUCGGUUUGUUAAGAUGACUUCAGCCGAGCUGACUGACGCUGGUGUUCCUGUUCAGUCUGUUCAACUACUUCCUUAUAUUCCGACUAUUGUGACGAAACUUGGUCCUCAAGGUGUUCUCCUGACCGCCAUCCUCGAAAAAGAUGAUCCCCGUCUGAAGGACCCUGAUUCCGAGGAGUACAUCCUUGCUCGCUCAAUGAGCGACCACCCCAGCGUUGGUGGGCUCUAUAUGAGACUCUUCUCUGCAGCUGAAAAGGUUCAGAACAUUGUAUCUGUUAAUGGGGUUGGAGACACGUUCUUCGGUGUUUUGAUCUCUGGAUUGGCCCAGGGUGGCAAAGUCGAAAACCUCAUUGAUGUUGCACAAGCUGGCUCAUGUUUGACACUAAAGUCUCCUGAGUCAGUGAGUCCUGAUCUACACAGACUCGAAAGUGUGUUGGCACAGGCAGCAGCAGAAUAGUGGGAGAAGGACAUUUAAAUACCCGAAAUUGGUUUUUUCUUUCUUUUCUUUUAGGCUUUCUUGUAAUUCCUAGCAUCCUAGACUCUCACAUCUGCGUAUACUUCCAUCAUCCUACCUAAGGUAUACUUAGGCUAGACACCAAAUCCGAAGUUAUGGGAGCCUGUGAAGGCCACUGUGGGCUCGCCAAGCUCACUCAGGCUCAUUCUUGAGUAAUCUUAUCAGUUUCGACUUCUACACUGCUUGCAAAUUACAAUGCUUCAUUUCCAGGUUUGAUUGGUUCUACGAAUAGUCUUGCUUCUCUUAUAUGGAUGCAAUAUCAGCCUCGU
Molecule: messenger RNA, 3163 nt
Organism: Fusarium odoratissimum NRRL 54006
Lineage: Eukaryota; Fungi; Ascomycota; Sordariomycetes; Hypocreales; Nectriaceae
Exons: 3
Coding region: 939-2837 (632 amino acids)
Molecular function (GO): pseudouridylate synthase activity
Source: RefSeq, a predicted model, not a curated record